Messenger RNA from Corylus avellana, 3662 nucleotides. Its product is annotated as Pentatricopeptide repeat (PPR) superfamily protein. Gene Ontology annotation, cellular component: mitochondrion. Gene Ontology annotation, molecular function: mRNA binding; protein binding. NCBI's taxonomy places the organism in Eukaryota, Viridiplantae, Streptophyta, Magnoliopsida, Fagales, Betulaceae. The record is from RefSeq and is a predicted model, not a curated record. Gene Ontology annotation, biological process: mitochondrion organization; RNA processing.
ACCAUGGAAGACAACUCUAGCAAAUUAUUGGAGGUUCAAACCAUGGAAGACUAACUUCCUACCUGCACCAUUUACUUUCAAAUCUAGCGGGUGUUUUUGAAGAGAACCCACUUCAUCUCAUUCCACGCUCCCAUGUCUAAAACCCUUCUCUCUCGCAUCAAACCCCUUCACAACCCCAAACCCACUUCGUCUUCUUCUUCACCCUUUCUCUUCAGGCCCUCUAUCAAACUACUCCAAGACACCAUCCGAAUCCUCGAAACCCAUGACCAAUGGGACCAGUCCCUCGAAACCCACUUCUCCGAAUCCCAAGUCCUUGUUUCGGACAUUGCCCAUCACGUUUUAGACCGAAUACACGAUGUAGAAUUGGGUUUGAAGUUCUUCGAUUGGGCCUCAAAGCGGCCGUAUGGUUGUUCGCUUGAUGGGUCUGCGUAUUCUUCGCUUUUGAAGCUUUUGGCGAGGUUUAAAAUUUUUUCGGAGAUUGAAUUGGUGUUGAAGAGUAUGAAACUCGAAGAACUAAAGCCGACCCGUGAAGCAUUGAGCGCUUUAAUUCACGCCUAUGCGGAUUCUGGGUCGGUAGGUAAGGCACUUGAAUUUUAUAAUAUGGUAGGUGAAAUGCAUAAUUGCGUUCCGGGUGUUUUCGCGUGUAAUUCUUUGCUUAGUGUCCUUGUGAAGCAUCGGCGAACUGAAAUCGCUUGCCGGGUGUAUGAUGAAAUGCUUGAGAAUUCCUGUGUAGAUGAUUAUAGUACUUGCAUUAUGGUUGGGAGUUUGUGUAAGGAAGGGAAGGUCAAGGAAGGUUGGAAGUUGAUUGAAGAUAGGUGGGGGGAGGGUUGCGUGCCAAAUGUUGUGUUUUAUAAUACGCUCAUUGAUGGGUAUUGCAAGAGAGGUGAUGUUGAAAGUGCCAAUGGGCUUUUUAAGGAGUUGAAAUUGAAAGGGUUCUUGCCUACAUUGGAGACUUACGGGGCCAUGAUAAAUGGAUUUUGCAAGGGAGGGAAAUUUGAAGUGAUUGAUCGACUUUUGGUAGAAAUGAAAGAGAGGGGUUUGAAUGUCAGUGUUCAAGUAUAUAAUACUAUAAUUGAUGCUCAGUAUAAGCAUGGUUGUGCAGUUGGAGUGGUGGAGACGAUUAGAAGGAUGAUUGAGAGUGGUUGUGAGCCGGAUAUUAUAACCUAUAAUACUUUGAUUAAUGGUUCAUGCAGGGAGGGGAAGGUUAAGGAAGCUGAUAAAUUUCUGGAGGAGGCAAGGAAAAGGGGACUAAUGCCAAACAAGUUUAGUUAUACUCCUCUUAUACAUGCUUAUUGCAGACAAGGGGAAUACUUCAGGGCCUCAGAUUUGCUUAUAAAGAUGAUGGAAGGAGGGCACAAACCUGAUUUGGUUUCUUAUGGAGCUCUCAUCCAUGGACUCAUUGUUGCAGGGGAAGUUGAUGUUGCAUUAACAAUGCGAGACAAAAUGAUGGAAAGGGGAGUAUUACCUGAUGCUGGCAUUUACAAUGUCUUGAUGAGUGGACUCUGCAAGAAAGGCAGGCUUCCUGCUGCCAAGCUGCUGCUUGCUGAGAUGCUUGACCAAAAUUUGCAACCUGAUGGAUUCGUUUAUGCCACUUUGGUGGACGGGUUCAUCAGAAAUGAUGAAAUUGAGGAGGCAAAGAAACUCUUUGAGUUCGCCAUUGAAAAGGAUAUAGACCCUGGUGUUGUGGGGUACAAUGCCAUGAUUAAAGGUUUCUGCAAAUUUGGAAUGAUGAAGGAUGCAUUGUCAUGUAUCCUUAGAAUGAGGAAAGGGGGUCAUGCUCCAGAUGUCUAUACCUAUACCACACUUAUUGAUGGGUACGUAAAGCAGCAUGACUUGGAUGGUGCACUGAAGAUAUUUGGGCUGAUGGUGAAAGAGAGGUGCAAGCCAAAUGUGGUCACAUACACCUCCCUCAUAAAUGGGUUUUGCAUCAAGGGAGAUUUCGAUAGAGCUGAAGAAACUUUCAGAGAGAUGCAAUCUUGUGGUUUGGAGCCUAAUGUUGUCACAUACAGUAUAUUUAUUGGGAGCUUUUGUAAAGCGUGUAAACUUGCAAAAGCGGCCUCCUUUUUUGAGCUGAUGCUGCUGAGCAAGUGCAUUCCUAAUGAUGUUAUCUUUCAUUAUCUUGUAAAUGGGUUUGCAAAUACUGCACUCAGUGCAGUUUCUAAGGAAAGCAAUAGGGUUCAGGAGAAUGAGAAGUCUAUGUUUCUGGAUUUUUUUGGAAAGAUGACAUCAGAUGGAUGGGUGCAAAUAACUGCAGUAUAUAAUUCUAUUAUCAUUUGCCUUUGCCAACAUGGGAUGGUUAAAACUGCUUUGCAGUUGCAUGAUAAGAUGAUCAGUAAGGGGUUCCUUCUAGAUUCUGUUUCUUUUGCUGCCCUGCUACAUGGUAUUUGCUUGGAAGGAAGAUCAAAUGAAUGGAAUGACAUUAUCUCCUGUAAUUUGAAUGAAAAUGAGCUCCAAACUGCUGCCAAUUACUUGGACAAAUUAAACCAAUACCUACCCCAAGGAAGGGCUUCUGAGGCUUCACAUAUCAUACAGGCCUUGAUUGAGGACUACAAGUCUAAUGACUCACAAGAGGAAGUUCCAAAGCCUUGAUGAUGUAGGGAAGUGGUAAAAUUUGAAAUACCUCAUCUCCGUCUUUUAAACAUACAAGGAAAUCACCUUUGGUUUGGCCUGACAAGUGUGUUGGACUACACACCUUCUGGACAUCUGAUUGAUGAACCUAUUGUAAAUAGAUGCCCUUGACGAUCCAUCUAAAUUGACAAGACUGUAUUCUAAAAUCUUGACAGUGCAGGCAGUUUGGAGCUAUUCAAGGACUUGUAAAUCAUAUACUUGUAUUUUACUUGUCUUGUUCUAUCGAGGCAGUAACCUUAAUGUAUCAAAGCAAAUCUUUAUGUUAACAAGAUAUUGAAGCAAGCUUGACUUCACUUUGGAGUUAAAGAAGGUGGUUUGACGGCCGGUGCGCACGAAGAUGUAGAAGAAUAUGGAACAUAAAUUUUAAGAAAGUAACGAAGGCUUACCUUUGGUGGGUUAAACAAAUGGGAUGGGAGGUCUUUUACACACGAAGAUGUAGAAGAAUAUGGAACAGAAAUUUUAAGAAAGUAACGAAGGCUUACCUUUGGUGGGUUAAACAAAUGGGAUGGGAGGUCUUUUACACACGAAGAUGUAGAAGAAUAUGGAACAGAAAUUUUAAGAAAGUAACGAAGGCUUACCUUUGGUGGGUUAAACAAAUGGGAUGGGAGGUCUUUUACAGUGCACUGUUGAUGUUCAAGAAUGGAGAAGGAUCAUGAAGGAACCAGAUGAAGAAUCAAAUUCCAAAUCUAAAAGCCACACAAUUUUUUCCUGCUCGUGAAUUGAGUUAUGAUCAUUUAUCUUUUAAUCUGAAGCAAUGCUUUGAAUACAGAAGGCUUAUGUAUUUGAUAAUAGUGAACUGAUCAACUUAGGGAUGGCAGAAGCCUUUAUUGAGCCUAAUGAGAACAAGAGGACAGAAGCUAUAGGAAGCAGAUACUUAGAUGAUUUGCUAAAGAGUCAUGGACUUACACUUGUAUCUUUUCCACCUAUGAAACAUAUGCUAUUUUAUGGUUGGGCUACCUUUAAAUGUUGAACUCGAGAUGGACCUCGAGGUAAAUGCGGCUAUUUGGCAUAAUGAUAUCGAUUCGUUUGAUGUU